AUGCAAGUAUUUGUUCGCGGCGACGCGGAGCUUAUACCACUCGAACUUGAAACCGAUGAUACUGUACAAGAUAUUCGUGAAUAUAUUGCUGAGGAAUAUGAUAUUGAUAUGAAUGAACUUGUAUUAAGUUAUAAUGGUACAGUAUUGAACGACGAACAAACAAUUGAACAAUGUGGUCUUCUAUCUGGUUCAACACUUGAUGCUACUAUGAAAUUAUUUGGUGGUAAAGUCCAUGGUUCAUUGGCUCGUGCCGGUAAAGUGAAAGGUCAAACGCCAAAGGUAAUAUAA
This is a messenger RNA of Rotaria sp. Silwood2, 288 nucleotides long. The record is from the annotation of a GenBank genome assembly. Lineage: Eukaryota; Metazoa; Rotifera; Eurotatoria; Philodinida; Philodinidae.